Molecule: messenger RNA, 2851 nt
Organism: Phascolarctos cinereus (koala)
Lineage: Eukaryota; Metazoa; Chordata; Mammalia; Diprotodontia; Phascolarctidae
Product: acyl-coenzyme A synthetase ACSM2B, mitochondrial-like
Biological process (GO): fatty acid biosynthetic process; acyl-CoA metabolic process
Cellular component (GO): mitochondrial matrix
Molecular function (GO): fatty acid ligase activity; fatty-acyl-CoA synthase activity
Source: RefSeq, a predicted model, not a curated record
UGCUGGUCUCUACCACGGUCUCGCAUAAGAAUCUUCUCCUUGCAUCCAACAAUUUACCCUUCCAGAGUAGAGAAACCCAUUACUUAAGAUUCUGAGAUGAACCACAGAGCUAGUCUAGCAUCUCUUUACUUACAUCCCAAGGGCUGCAGGUUUCCUUCUACAAUCUGACAUUCACCAGGGCUCUCAUCAGAGCACGGUACUGUUACAUCCCAAGAUUAAACAAUUUGAGCUUCAUCACACAGGCAGUGAUCGAAGAGAGUUCUGGCAGUGGAAUGAGGUUCAACGAUUCGCUGUGGCUCCCUGGUGCCAUUAGGACUACCCUCUCUUGAUCAUGCAGCUGCUGCUAAGAUUCCAGCGGUCCCGAGCCCUGUGGGCCUCCUGGCUGUCCUGCUGUCCACUGCACAUCCAUCCCAGGAACAUGGUCCAGCAGGCUUUCUUGGGGGCGAAAAAUCCAGAAAUGCCUGAGAAGUUUAACUUUGCAAAUGAUGUGCUGGAUCACUGGGCUCAAAUGGAGAAGGAGGGCAGUAAAGCCUUGACCCCAGCUCUGUGGUGGGUGAGUGAGGAAGGCAAUGAGGUGAAGUGGAACUACCAAGAGUUUGGUGAUUUCACCCGCAAGGCAGCCAAUGUCCUCUCAGAUGCCUGUGACCUGCAGCGAGGAGACCGUGUGAUAGUGAUUCUGCCCCGAAUUCCUGAGUGGUGGCUGGCAAUUGUGGGUUGCAUUCGAGCAGGACUUGUAUUCAUUCCUGGGACCCCUAUGCUGACAGCAAAAGACAUUCUCUACCGGCUGCAGAGCUCAAAAGCCAAAUGCAUCAUAACCAGUGAAGCUUUGGCUCUCGCUGUGGAUGCAGUGGCACCUGACUGCCCUGCCCUGAAAGUCAAAGUCCUAGUGUCAGAAAACAGACAUGAUGGAUGGAUGGACUUCAGAAGACUACUACGAGAGGCCUCCACUACACACAGCUGUGUAGAAACUGAGAGUUCAGAAGCACUAACCAUCUUUUUCACCAGUGGGACCACUGGCUUCCCCAAGAUGGCCGAGCAUUCCCAUGGGAGCCUAGGCUUAAAAUCCAAGAUAGAUGCUAGGGACAAAAGUUGGAUUGAUUUGAAAACCUCAGAAACAAUGUGGAGUAUAACGGAUACAGGUUGGAUUCUCAACUUACUGGGGACAUCUCUGGAACCCUGGACAUCUGGAGCAUGCUCAUUUAUCCACCAUUUGCCAAGGAUGGACCCACAGGUUAUCGUCAAUACUCUCUCCAGAUAUCCCAUCAAUAUCAUGCUGGCACCUCCUAUGUUAUACCAGAUGCUGCUAAAACAAGAUCUCACCAGUUACAAGUUCCAAAGCCUUCGCUUCUGCCUCAGCUCCGGAGAGACCCUCCUCCCUGCAACCCUGAAACAGUGGGAGAUGCAGACUGGGAUGAAUAUUAAGGAAAUCUAUGGACAGACAGAAACUGGAAUCACUUGCAGGUCCAGGACAGAGGAAAGCAUGCCUGGCUUCAUGGGGAAGGCAGUUCAGAAUUACGACGUCCAGAUUAUUGAUGAGAAUGGUAAUGUACUGCCUCCUGGCACAGAAGGAGAAAUUGGUCUCAGAAUUAAACCCAUCAAUCCUAUUGGGUUCUUUUCUGGAUAUGUGGACAAUGCAGAGAAAACAGCUGCCAAUAUCACAGGGAAUUUCUGGCGCCUGGGGGACAUUGCAAUCAUGGACAAAGAUGGGAAUUUCCAGUUUAUCGGGAGAACUGAUGAUGUCAUCAACUCAAGGGGGUAUCGAAUUGGUCCCUCAGAAGUGGAAAAUGUCUUGAAUGAGCACCCAGCUGUGGCAGAGUCAGCAGUGAUCAGCAGCCCAGAUGCCAACCAAGGACAGGUAGUGAAGGCAUUUGUGGUACUGACCCCUAAGUUUGAGUCUCAUGACCAAGAAGAGCUCAUUCGAGAGCUACAGCAGCAUGUGAAGACUUCAACUGCCCCCUACAAAUAUCCCAGAAAGGUGGAGUUUGUUUCAGCACUGCCCAAGACAGCUAGUGGAAAAAUCCAACGGGCUAAGCUGCGAGAAGAUGAAUGGAAGCAAACAACGAGGACUCAUGGUGUCUCCAGAUCCCAAUGAUGAUACACAAUGUGGUUUUCUAUCCCAAAAAAGCAGGAUCCCUUUCCUACCUCACCCCCUAUUCUGGGACAGACCUUAAUCUAGCUAGACAACUGAUUCAGCCUCAGGGGUGAAAUUCAUUGAAGGAUACUGAUUCAAAGAAAAUGAUAUUCCCCUCAACCUCCACAGUCCCUAUGGCAAUUAUUCAUAGUAGUUAUUCCCUGGUGGGAAGCAGGAACUCAGAUCAAACUGCAGAGGCUUUAAGUAAUCUUUUUUAAGGUAAUAAAAAAAUGCCUAUCUAAAACCCAAAGUAAGCAUUAUAUGUGAUGAUUAUAUAUUAGAAUCUUUCCUAAUCAAUUCAAGAGUAAAGUAAGAAUGCAAUCUUUCCCUGCUGUUAUUUGAAAAGUCCUAGAAAUGAUAGUAAUAGCAAUAAGAGGAAAGAAAGAAGUUGAAGGCAUAAAGAUAGGCAAAGAGGAGACAGAACAAUACCUAUUUUCUAAUGAAAUUAUAAUUAACUUAGAAAGUCCCAGGGAAUCAGCGAAGAAACCAAUCAAGACAAUAUCCUCAGAAAAGGUGCAAGCUACAAAGUGAACCCACAAAAAUCAACAGCAUUUCUAUAUAAGAACAAAAUUCAUGAGAGGUAACAAUAAAAAGUUAAAUCCCAUUCAAAACAUGUACAAAAUACAUUAAAUAUUUAGGAAUAAAUCUACCAAAGUACAUUAAAUGCUUGUAUAGAUGAUCCUUAAAGAAAUAAAGAACUACUUAAAUAGCUGAAGGAUA